AUGCAAUUCCGAUCGCUUCUCCUCGUCGCCGCCGCUCUUGUCGCCGCUGCGUCGGCCAUGUUCGGUGAGUUGCAAUUGUGAGCAAUUCGAGAUAAACAGGGAAUUUGAGACCACGGACCAAAGUACGGCGGUUCUUCGCAUCCGUUCAAGCCGGUCUAUCUGCCGAAUCCGUAUGGAUCCAAGUACGAAUCGUACGGAAAGUACGACGAUCACAAAGGUACGAUUUUCAAUUUGCCCUCCAAAAAUUGUCGGGGGAAAAAUCUCAGAAUCGCACUACCAGCCGUCCUACUAUCACGAUUCGUACGAGCCGAAAUACGGAGGAAACGACGAGAAACACGGCGGCGCCGACUACUAUUCCUCCUACCAACCGUCGCAUCAACCCUACUACGGUAGCUCCUACUACAACGAGCAGCCAAAGUACAACGGUGAGUUUUCAAAGACAUUCUUGAGAACAUUUUAACAAUGUUUCAGAUUACCACAGCUCGCAGCACUACUACGACAAGUAUUGA
Molecule: messenger RNA, 509 nt
Organism: Caenorhabditis sp. 36 PRJEB53466
Lineage: Eukaryota; Metazoa; Nematoda; Chromadorea; Rhabditida; Rhabditidae
Source: the annotation of a GenBank genome assembly